Carica papaya (papaya) is the source of this 944-nucleotide messenger RNA. Lineage: Eukaryota; Viridiplantae; Streptophyta; Magnoliopsida; Brassicales; Caricaceae. The record is from RefSeq and is a predicted model, not a curated record.
GAUUAAGUUGGCAAACAGGUCACGAGUGGACGGAUCAAAUGCGCAGGUAAUUUGAUCGCGUCCUGCCCGGUCCGUUGACACGAGCUAGAAUCGAAACUCUCAUCUAAACGCUAAAAUCUAUCUGUUUCGAUUCCCUGUUCGUCUCCUAUAGUGUUGCUGAGAAAGGAAAGAAACCGAAAGAGGGAAGAAGAUGAAGAAAGAGGAUACAGUGAAGCUGAUAAGCGCAGAGGGAUUCGAGUUCGUGGUGGACAAGGAAGCCGCCAUGGUUUCUCAGACCAUUCGCAACAUGCUUACCUCCCCAGGUCCUUCCUUCCCUGCGUGCAUCAUAGAAGUUUUGCUACCUGGAAUGUUUGACGUCGGUCGGUCUCCAAUUUUAUGGCCUGUGGAGGAAAGGGGCAAGGAAACUGAAUUCCACAUUGAACCUGAACUAACUCUGGAGCUGAUGAUGGCCGCUAAUUAUCUUCAUACUUAGGAAUUUACUCUAUCUUCUCCUUGGGUGACAUGGUUUAUCUGACAUAACUGCUGAAGGAUGAUAUUGUUGCCCGAGUAGAAUUAACGAUCUUAAGAUAUCUGUUUAUGGUGUCAUGGGUUGGAAUCACUGCGCAUUGAAGAUGGUAUAUUUAGAUUAGUUUAUAAGACUGUUUUUAUUUGUAACAAUGUGGAACUCAUAUAGCCACUAGUGUGGUUAUUGGCUUGGGAGAUGUAAAUUUGUAUUUUACAUUAGACAAAAUACAAAGAAGGUGAAUAUCUAAUCUUAAAACUUAGCGAACAAUCUUGACAAGAUAAACAUGUUUGCAUUAUUGAUGAAGCUUCUCUUAAUACUACAUGGCUUCUGGUGCCAUCUCUGAAUAUUGGGCAGGUAAAGAAAGUUAACUCUGUGUAAAGCAUAUUCUGAAUGACUGAUGAUCCCUUCACCAUAUUUGUAAACUUUCUCUUAUUCUGAA